AUGCCCCACCGGAGCUCCCAAAUGCACCGUUCUUUCUCGUCCCUCUCGCCGCCGACCGCAGCUCUUCUGGCGGAAAGAGCUCUCCUCCUCCUCAAACGCCACCCGUACCACCUGAACUCCCUCGCUCCCGAAUUCACGCCCGAAGCAGCUUCCCAUCUGCUCCUCAAAUCCCAGGACGACCAAUCCCUAACCCUAAAAUUCCUCGACUGGGCGCGGCCUCACCAGUUCUUCAACCUCCGCUGCAAGUGCCUGGCCGUCCACAUCCUCACCAGGUUCAAGCUCUACAAAACCGCCCAGACCCUCGCGCAGGACAUCGCCGUCACUACCACCGCGGACGACUCCGGCGGCGGCUUCGUGUUCCAGUGCCUCAAGGACACCUACUUCAUCUGCAAUUCCAGCUCCGCGGUGAUCGACCUGGUGGUGAAGUCCUACUCCCAUUUGAAUUUGAUCGAUCAGGCUCUCAACAUUGUGAAUUUAGCCAAGGAGAAUGGGUUUAUGCCGGGUGUUCUGUCUUACAAUGCGAUUUUGGAUUCCUUGAUUAGGUCUAGGAAGCCGUUUAGGUUGGUUGAGGAGGUUUAUAGGGAAAUGGUAGCUAGCAGGGUGUCUUUGAAUGUGUAUAGUUAUAAUAUCUUGAUUAGGGGGUUUUGCAGGGUGGGGAAUUUGGAAAUGGGGUUGAGACUUUUUGAGGAGAUGGAGAAGUAUGGCUGCUUGCCUAAUGUGGUUACCUAUAAUACGGUGAUUGAUACUUAUUGUAAGUUGAAGAGAAUGGAUCAAGCGUUUGGAUUGAUGAGAUCGAUGGCUUCAAAGGGAUUGGAGCCUAAUCUGUUUACUUAUAACAUGGUUGUGAAUGGUUUGUGUAGAGAGGGAAGGAUGAAGGAGACUGAAGAGGUUCUUUUUGAGAUGAAAGAGAAGGGUUUUGUGGCUGAUGAGGUUACUUAUAACACAUUGGUGAAUGGUCACUGCAAGGAAGGUAAUUUUCACCAAGCUCUUGUGCUCCAUGGGGAGAUGAUGAGGAAUGGGUUGUCGCCUAAUGUUAUUACCUACACGUCUUUGAUUAAUAGUAUGUGUCAAUCUGGGAAUCUGAACCGAGCAAAGGAUUUCUUUGAUCAGAUGCAUGUUAGAGGACUUUCUCCCAAUGAGAGAACCUACACAACAAUGAUAAAUGGGUUCUCACAACAGGGGUACAUGAAUGAGGCUCAUCAACUGUUGGAUGAAAUGAAAGCUAAUGGGUUCUCUCCUUCCAUUGUGACGUUCAAUGCUUUGAUAAAUGGAUAUUGUAUUUUGGGGCAGAUGGAGGAUGCCAAGAUGGUGUUUCAUGAAAUGGAAAGGAAAGGUUUUGAGCCAGAUGUAGUCAGUUACAGUACUAUCAUAACUGGAUUUUGCAGAGCUCAAGAGUUGGACAAGGCAUUUCAUAUGAAGAUGGAAAUGGUUGAGAAAGGUGUUGCUCUAGAUGCUAUAACAUACUCAGCAAUCAUUCAGGGUCUUUGUGAACAAAGGAAGUUGAUCGAGGCAUGUGAUCUGUUUCAAGAGAUGCUGAUUAUGAGAGUACCUCCAGAUCAGGUUACUUAUACAACCUUGAUUGAUGCCUUCUGUAAAGAAGGAGAGUUGAACAAGGCCCUUGAAUUGCAUGAUGAAAUGACACGAAAGGGUUUUCUGCCUGAUGCUGUUACCUAUAGUGUACUUAUUAACGGACUAAAUAAACAGGCUCGAACUAGGGAAGCAAAGAGGCUAUUACUCAAGCUUUGCUACGAUAAAGCCAUUCCGGAUGAUGUCAUGUAUGAUGUUCUCAUAGAGAACUGCAGCAACAUGGAAUUCAGGAGUGUGGCAGCUCUUAUAAAGGGGUUUUGUAUAAAGGGCUUGAUGGGAGAAGCAGAUCGAGUUUUUGAAUCAAUGAUUGGAAGAAACCACAAGCCAGAUGAGGCUGUGUUUAACGUCAUAAUACAUGGUCAUUGUAGAUGGGGGAAUGUAAAGAAGGCGUAUAAACUAUAUACAGAAAUGAUUCAGUUGGAUUACAUUCCUCAUACCAUGACCAUCAUUAGUCUGGUUAAGGCCCUCUCCAGCGAAGGGAUGAAUGAGCAGUUAAACCUAGUCGUCGGCCACAUAUUGAGGAGCUGCAAGCUUAAUGAUGCAGAGGCUUCUAAAGUACUUGUGCAAAUCAACAACAAUGAAGGGAGUAUGGAUGUCGUUUUCAGUUUGCUUGACAAGAUGGCGAAGGAUGGUCUUCUUCCAAAUAGUGGGGCCUCUGGUCGGUGA
Messenger RNA from Linum tenue, 2253 nucleotides. NCBI's taxonomy places the organism in Eukaryota, Viridiplantae, Streptophyta, Magnoliopsida, Malpighiales, Linaceae. The record is from the annotation of a GenBank genome assembly.